GACGCCAGUGAAAGGGCCGCCUGUGAUGGUGGUGGUGGCGGCGGCUGCUGUCAGUGCCACACGGCUGGACGCGGGAAAGCCCAAGUUGGCAGGGAUGCUGCUGACUGCUGUCCGACGCCAUGGACAAACAGCCGGCCGCCAAGCAGAGGGAAGAGGAGGGCGCUUCGAGCGGCGGCGGCGGCGGCCAAUGGCUGAUCGCCUGCUCGUGCGCCUGGAUGAACUUCUUCCACCGUGGACUGAUUCGGGGGACGGCGGUCGUGUACGUACAGCUCAUCCAGACAUUCGGUAUCACGCGGGAAGAGGCCGCAUUGCCACUCAGCCUCGUCUCCGUCAUCGGGGGAUUCUCCAGUCUCUCGGUGGGCUUCCUGACACACUAUUUGAAUGACCGGAUCCUGGUGGUCAUGGCAACGCUCAUCUCGGCCACGGGUUUGGUGCUCUGCUACACCGCCACCUCGAUGGUGCAAAUUAACUUCUACUACAGCAUCAGCCAAGGUCUUGGGACUGGCCUUGUGUUCACCCUAACGGCUGUGAUCCUGAACAACGUCUUCAAGAAGAACCGAGCCACGGCGUCGGGCAUCAACUUGUCCGGGCCGACGUUAGUGGCGUUGGUAUUUCCGCUCCUGUUCCAGUACUGCGCUCGCACCUACGGACUGCGUGGAGCAUUCCUCAUAUCGAGCGGCUUCACGCUGAACGCUCUGCCAGCUGCGUUUCUGCAGAGUCGCCGGACCCGCGAGCCACCGCAAGAGGAGCUGAAUCCGCGAUACGACUGCGAGGUCAACAUCACCGGCAGCACCUUCACGCUCAGCGACGAGAGCGCGUCCGAGAAGGGCCGAGGCAACCUGUUCGAGAAGGAGAACCUUCUAGGCGCGGCCAGAAAUAACAAUGACGAACAGGGCAAGCACGACGGUGAGCCGAACAUGGACGAAGCCAUAGUCAAGCAACCGCUCAGCGUGGACAAGGAUCGUUCAUCUAGCCUUCCUCAGGUUAAAGGAACGCUCUCGCAGAGCUCCAAGUUCUCCAACGUGGCGUCCACGUUCAAAGAGCUGCUCUGCUCACCCUACUUUCUGCUGGUCUGCCUCUCCCAGGUGUCGCACGUCUUCAACCAUGGAACAUUCAUCACCAUCAUCAUCGACUAUGCCAAAGACAAUGGCAUACCACCUGAACAAGGCAUUUAUAUUCUUUUGGCCAAUUCGGCAGGCGACCUGGUGGGCCGGCUCGGACUUGGAUGGAUCUCGGACAAGAAGCUGAUCGAGCGUCGCAAGGUGAUGCUGCUCAACUACCUGCUCACGGGCAUCCUGAUGCACCUGGCGCCGUUGUGCACCUCGUACGCCGCAGUGACGGCCAUCGCCGUUGCCAUGGCCCUGGCCGGCGGCAGCACCAUCACCCUCUUCUCGGUACUCUUCUUCGAGUACCUGGGCAUACGGCUCAUGCCGCUCGCAUACGGGCUCAGCAACUUCGCCGCCGGAAACGCGAACUUCUUCAGGCCCAGUGUCAUCGGUUAUUACCGGGACUCGCACGGGAAAUACGAUGGCUUGUUCCAGCUGCUGGGAAGCUUUCAACUGUUCGUCUCUUUCCUUUGGCUGCUAUCGUGUGUCUGCGAGAAGAUCAAGCGGUCGAGAGACGCUUCGAAGCACCAGCAGGACGUGUGAAUAGUACCUGCAAUCCGGCCAACCAAAUAAAGUCCAGUCGGACAUUUUGGUAACAUCCGAUGUCGGGCUGGUCAGUGCAUAGCUCGCAGCAGUUUGUGCGCCUUUUCUAUUCCAUUGAGCAAUCCAGGAAAUGCUUCGUCCAUUGAAACGACUAAGCAGGAUGUCUUGUCUCGUGCACGAUACCACCUGGUUGCAUGUUUUGUUUAACAUAAGCACUGCAAAAUCUUGGCUGUAUGAACUGGUACCGCCCACUAUUCCCG
Messenger RNA from Rhipicephalus sanguineus (brown dog tick), 1909 nucleotides. Its product is annotated as monocarboxylate transporter 12. The record is from RefSeq and is a predicted model, not a curated record. Gene Ontology annotation, biological process: transmembrane transport. Bases 120 to 1649 code for a protein of 509 amino acids. The transcript has 6 exons. Gene Ontology annotation, molecular function: monocarboxylic acid transmembrane transporter activity. Lineage: Eukaryota; Metazoa; Arthropoda; Arachnida; Ixodida; Ixodidae.